AUGAGCUUAGAUCUUCUACUUAUUGAUCCGUUGAAUACGAAGUGUAAGUUGCAAUUAAAAUUUUUAUGGAAAUUAAGGAAUAAUAUACCAAUUAAUGAAGAUGAUGAAACUAAGUCUACUUCUUUCCCAGUCUGA
This is a messenger RNA of Debaryomyces hansenii CBS767, 135 nucleotides long. RefSeq names its product DEHA2C10252p. NCBI's taxonomy places the organism in Eukaryota, Fungi, Ascomycota, Pichiomycetes, Serinales, Debaryomycetaceae. The record is from RefSeq and is a predicted model, not a curated record. The coding region runs from base 1 to 135 and encodes 44 amino acids. The transcript has a single exon.